Molecule: messenger RNA, 3546 nt
Organism: Saccharomycodes ludwigii
Lineage: Eukaryota; Fungi; Ascomycota; Saccharomycetes; Saccharomycodales; Saccharomycodaceae
Gene: CHS3
Product: chitin synthase CHS3
Exons: 1
Coding region: 1-3546 (1181 amino acids)
Cellular component (GO): cell septum; cell periphery
Molecular function (GO): chitin synthase activity
Source: RefSeq, a predicted model, not a curated record
AUGACCAAGAAAAACUCAUUUACAGACACCAAUGGUAAUUCAUCCAAGGAACAACAAUAUGGAAACAUUGACAAUAAUAUCCCCAGUUCCCCCCAAAAAGAGAUUUUACAGAAUCAAGUAAAAUAUUUACCGUUAAAUUAUUCAAACGACUCACAUAUUUCCAUUAAUACUGACUCGGAAACUACAAAUGCAUUUAAAAAAGUAGAUUCUAUUGCUUCAAUUAAUGAUGAAUCAGUCAAUAUUACUGAUACUUCUCAAUAUACAGAGAACAAACAAAAUGGAUCAGGAUCUCCAUUUGACAAAACCCUUUUAAAUAAAGGGAAAAAACCAAAGGAUAAUAAAACUAUAACCUAUAAAUUUGAACAACCUUUAACCCUUUGGCAAGCCUAUUGCUAUAUAAUCACCUUUUGGGCGCCUGCAUUUGUAUUGUCAUUGUUUGGAAUGCCACAAAAAGAAAGACAAAUGGCUUGGAGGGAAAAAAUUGCACUUAUUUCAAUGAUUUUUUAUUGCGGUAGUAUAGUUGCCUUUUUAACAUUUGGUUUUACCAAAACUGUUUGUAAAGCUCCUGGACUACGUCUAAGAAGCGAUCAAAUUGUGAAUAAUCAGCUAAUAAUCAAUGGCCGGGUCUUUUUUUUAGAUUCUUGGAUUCAUCCAGAAAUUGCCGGAAUACCAGCCACAACCAACAUGUUUAAUGAACUAUUAAAUUUUGGUGGCAGUGAUGCCUCUUUUCUUUUUCAAAAUGUUAAUGGUAAUUGCAAAGGACUUAUCAAACCAAGAGACAACUGUACAAUCCCACAUGAUAAUGAAGGCAACCUUGCUUGGUAUUUCCCAUGUAAAUUACUUAACAAAGAUGGUCUCUAUGAUAACAAGUUUGAUAAAUUUCUUUCGUAUGAUGUUAAUACGUGUCACACUUCAAAAAAAUCACGCGAUUUUUACUAUAAUAAAAAGAGUGACGCUGAGCUAUAUUUUACCUGGGAGGAUAUACAAAAUUCAACUCGUAAUCUAGUUGUUGCUAAUGGAAAUGUAUUAGAUUUGGACCUAUUGAAUUUGUUGGAAAGUGAGAGUUUGCUUUAUCCUCCAUAUUUUGAUUAUUUGAAGCAGGGUGAUUUGAAAGGCUAUGAUAUUUCAAUGCUUAUGUCUAAUUCGGAGCAAAAAAAAGUCAUGCAUUGCUUAACAGAAAUUAUUAGGGUCGGUUCAAUCGAUUCAGAAACUAUUGGCUGUAUUGCUUCGGACAUUGUUUUAUAUUUGUCAUUAAUAUUCAUUCUUUCCAUUGUGAUUGCCAAAUUUUUGGUGGCUUGUUAUUUCAAUUGGAUCAUUGCCAAAAAACAAGGUGCAUUUAGUGUUGACAAUAAAGCUCUAGCAGAACAUACAAAUGUUAUUGAAGAUUGGUCACAAGAUAUUUACAAGCAAGGUCCUAUCAAAAAUGUCGAGCCACAUCUAAGACCAGUAAAGGGCUCAUUUAAACAAGGUGGUAAUGCCUCUACCACCAAUAAUAAUAGUAGAAAAAAAUUACCUGAUUUUUCAAAACUAUUGCCUUUGUAUUAUAAUAAAACUGGAUCCAAGCUAUAUUUAGAAGCUGCGGAUCAUAAUAAAAAAAGUGAUAAUGGGGCUGGUAGCGUUGAUGAUACUUCUGUUGAUGGAUUAUCAAUAAAGUUAACAAGACAGAAAUUACUUUUAGAAAAAUCUUCUCAUGAUCUACAAUACACUUGUACUGUUGAAACAUCGAAUGAUAACAUGACAACAAUGACAACUCAAAGUGUUUCAAACAACAAACUAAACACAACGAAUCCUUGGAAUGAAAUUUUGAAAGAACCAGGCGCGCCAUUGACUGAUCAUGAAGACAGCAAAAAUGGUAUUGGUGAAGAAAACAAGGAAAGACAAAAAUUAGCCCAGCUUUUUUUCACCAAGCAAUUUAUAAAUAGGCUAGAUCCAUCUAUAAUACACCCAAAUGCUGUCUUACAGCCGCCCCCGUAUUUUAAGCCUAACGGGUACCCACUAAUUCACACUAUAUGUUUUGUCACUUGCUAUUCAGAAGAUGAAGUUGGGUUGAGAACAACAUUAGAUUCUAUUUCAACUACAGAUUACCCCAAUUCACACAAAUUGAUAAUGAUUUUAUGCGAUGGUUUAAUUAAAGGCUCAGGUAAUGACAAAACUACACCAGACAUUGUGUUGGAUAUGAUGGAAGAUUGCAUUACAACAAGAGAUGAGGUAACGGCCCAUUCAUACAUAGCUGUCGCAUCUGGUUCCAAGAGACAUAAUAUGGCCAAAGUUUAUGCUGGUUUUUAUAAAUACAACGACGCAACGGUGCCCAUUGAAAAACAACAACGCGUUCCUCUUAUAGCGAUAGUUAAGACUGGCACACCAAACGAGGCAGGGACAGCAAAACCUGGGAACAGAGGCAAACGGGAUUCGCAAGUUAUUUUAAUGUCAUUUUUACAAAAGCUAACUUUUAAUGAAAGAAUGACAGAUUUAGAAUACGAGAUCUUAAAAAAUAUAUGGUGCAUCACCGGGUUAAUGCCGGAUUUUUACGAGGCCGUGUUGAUGGUCGAUGCUGACACUAAAGUGUUCCCCGACUCUUUAACACACAUGCUUGCUGAAAUGGUUAAAGAUCCAGAAAUAAUGGGGCUAUGUGGUGAAACUAAAAUCUCAAACAAGAAGCAGUCCUGGGUCACAGCAAUUCAAGUUUUUGAAUACUAUAUAUCGCACCACCAAUCAAAAGCCUUUGAGUCUGUUUUCGGUUCUGUUACCUGCUUGCCAGGAUGUUUUUCCAUUUAUCGUAUCAAGUCACCAAAGGGUAAAGACGGGUUCUGGGUUCCGAUAUUAGCCAAUUCUGAUAUUGUGGAAAAAUAUUCUGAUAACGUCACCAAUAGUUUACACAAAAAAAACUUGCUAUUGUUGGGAGAAGAUAGAUAUUUAUCCUCGUUAAUGUUAAGAACUUUCCCCAAAAGGAAACAGAUAUUUUUACCUAAAGCUGCGUGUAAAACAGUUGUUCCUGAUAAAUUCAAAGUGUUGUUAUCGCAACGUCGCAGAUGGAUCAAUUCCACUGUACAUAAUUUAUUCGAGUUAGUUUUAAUCAACGAUUUGUGCGGUACUUUUUGUUUUUCAAUGCAAUUUGUUAUAUUUAUCGAAUUAGUUGGUACCUUAGUUUUGCCCUUGGCCAUAUGCUUUACCAUUUAUGUUAUUAUUUUUUCUAUUUUUUCACAACCAACACCAGUGAUCACUUUGGUGUUAUUAGCCAUCAUAUUGGGAUUGCCCGGAGUUUUGAUCAUAGUCAAUGCAACAAGAUGGUCUUAUCUCGCCUGGCUAUUUAUUUAUAUUUUGGCAUUGCCAAUAUGGAACUUUGUAUUACCUACCUACGCAUAUUGGAAAUUUGAUGAUUUUUCAUGGGGUGAUACAAGAACUAUUACAACUACAAACAGCAACGCUGCCAUUAAAACAAACUUAAAAGAGGAAACCGAAGAUGAUUUUGAUUACUCUCAGAUUACCUUAAGAACAUGGAGAGAGUUUGAAAUCGAGGAAAGAUUAAAAAGGUAUGGAAGAAAAUAG